UCGUCGCCGGAGGUGAGCGUGGAUACAGAAGCGAUUCAAUACCGGUGCGUUAGUGUGCGUAGGAAGGGAAAUUAUUUGCUUUCUAAGGUAUUGAGUCUUUUAGAGGCAUGGAUACUCCGAAGAACCAACAGGAGAGGCAGACUUCAUCGGCUGGUACAGCCUCACCUGUUCCCUCGUGUCGAAAGAAGAAGAAUGAGCAAGCUACUUUUUGGGAAGAUGUGAAGGAUCACAUUGAUGAGUUUGUCAAUGCUUCUAUGGAAGAACACAAGACUUGCUUUCAGAAAACCAUUCAAAAGAUGUUUGGUUUGUCCAAAGUUGUUGCACAAAGGAACUCUGAUGCUGCCAAAGAAGUUGAAAGCUCUCUGCCUCUUCAGACAACCGUCCAAGAGUAAAAUCCAAGACUUUUGACCCUUUCGUUUGGACUAUAUAUAAAUAUCCUACUUCUGGACAAAUUAGAAACAAAUAAUCGUUAAACUUUAAUUAUAAGUUGGAGAGAUUAUAUUAAAAGAAUUCAUAGAGAGCAAUACUAUUCAUUAGACAUGAGUGGUACCAUUCAUUUUUAGACUUUAUGCAAUGUAUAAGUCUCUUAA
Messenger RNA from Neltuma alba, 590 nucleotides. RefSeq lists its product as uncharacterized. The coding region runs from base 108 to 392 and encodes 94 amino acids. The record is from RefSeq and is a predicted model, not a curated record. The transcript has 3 exons. Lineage: Eukaryota; Viridiplantae; Streptophyta; Magnoliopsida; Fabales; Fabaceae.